AUGGGUGCAGCAGCGUCUGCGGCGUCUGCGGCGCGGAACUUUGUGUCGCCGGGCAUCGAAGAUGCCGAUGGACUGGACGUUGGCCAGUUGGAUGACCAUUGGAAGAACUACGCCCACCGGCGAAUCCAUGGCGAGCUUCCAGCCCGUCCAAAAAGAUCCAAACCGAAGGUGGACAUCCACAUGUGCUUGGAAGCGGCUUCCUCAUCCAGCUGGUUUGUGAGGGAUGACAUGCCGACCCAGUACUACCUCAGUGCCUACCCACCGGAGGAUCCGCGCCCGGAAUUGCUGCGGAAAACGCCUCUCAGCCCUCCUUGCACCCCAAAGUUCAUUCUGCCGCCGGAAGACGUGCCUGAGAUGAAGUUAUACAUUGCCGAGAAAGGGCUGAAGGACUUCUUUCACCACGGCGUCCACGCGGCGUGGAUGUUGGAUUUGCCUGAGCGUCCAUCGACAACCUCUUCGUGGGUGUCGCAUGAGGAGGCUGCUGCAAUGAGAACGAACAAGCGAUUGAAGGAGUCCCGUUUCACACUCCCUGGACAAAUCGACGAUGUGCUAUCUUAG
Symbiodinium sp. CCMP2456 is the source of this 558-nucleotide messenger RNA. The record is from the annotation of a GenBank genome assembly. NCBI's taxonomy places the organism in Eukaryota, Dinophyceae, Suessiales, Symbiodiniaceae.